Orycteropus afer afer is the source of this 315-nucleotide messenger RNA. The record is from RefSeq and is a predicted model, not a curated record. NCBI's taxonomy places the organism in Eukaryota, Metazoa, Chordata, Mammalia, Tubulidentata, Orycteropodidae.
AUGGAAGGACCAGUCACCCCUAAAGCCCAUGAGGAAAGGCAAGCAGCAGAGAAGCCACACCAAUGUUCACAGUGUGGGAGAUGUUUUGCUUGGCAGUCAGGACUUUCUAGGCACAAGAAAAUUCAUUCAGGAGCAAAACCUCACAAGUGUCCUGAAUGUAUGAAAAGCUUCCUUCGUAGGUCAAACCUUUACAGACACCAAGAGCUUCACAUGGGAAAGAGGCCCUUUGCAUGUCCCAUAUGCCAAAAGCGAUUCACUAGAUAUCUGACCAGCUGCGAUGGGGCUGUACAUUCAGUUCUCCGCAGAGAGAUGUAG